This is a messenger RNA of Theileria orientalis strain Shintoku, 2928 nucleotides long. RefSeq lists its product as hypothetical. The record is from RefSeq and is a predicted model, not a curated record. NCBI's taxonomy places the organism in Eukaryota, Apicomplexa, Aconoidasida, Piroplasmida, Theileriidae. Bases 1 to 2928 code for a protein of 975 amino acids. The transcript is spliced from 8 exons.
AUGGUAGCAGUAAGUAGAAGACAAGUUCCUCCCUGGGAACAGUGGAGCAGAGAAGCAUACAGAAGGUGGAAGGACGGAAAAAACAAGAAUUACGGCGGAGUUAAGCACCUGUACACGUCGUUUAAGGCAUAUGAAAGGACGUUUAACCUGAAGUUGAGCUCGAGGGAAACGUGUACAAAACUGUUUGAAUGUUUGCAAGAAAGAGGAUUUAAAGUCAACUCGGACAACGCAUACUCACUGAUUGAAGCGUACACAAGGCUGUGUGCAGGAUUCGGGCAAGACGCGGGAACAAUGUGUAAGAUUUACAGAGAUUCGAUGGAGCGCAUAACAACCGGGAAGGUGAAUCUGCAAACGAGUGAGCUCGACAAACUGCUGCUGCUCUUUGGGAGGAUGGGAAUCUACGACAAGGGAUUUGUAGAACACUACAGCAGUAAGAUGGCGAGAUCGUUCUGGGACUGCGCCGAAAGUCAAAUAGGCAACUUCUGCAGAUACAUGAGCAGGGUGCCGUACGUCGAGAGUGAGCGGAGCGAAUCUCACAUUGAUGCGUUGAGGCGAGGAGGUGGCUGCAAAGGCCCCGCGAGGAUUGCAGGCGCGGCAAAUCGGGAGUGCGGAAAGAGGCUGCCAAGGCACUACGCAAAAAUGCUCGCAAACAGAAGGAGCUACGACUUUGUGCCGAAGGUCGACUACUCAAGGAGCCUCUCUGACGAGGAGCAGAAGUCAGUUUUGAAGGGGUGGGACUUCAGAAACAGCAAAUUCAUAAAAACGCUGGACAGGAGGCUGCCGUACGUGCUUCACCAGUACACGUAUUUUAAUCUGAUCGACGUGGCGGAGAUGUACUACAUCUACGGCCUCAGGUCAGACUUAGUGCCGAGAUUCGCAACGGAGCUUUGGAAGUAUUCGUACACGCUAAAGUACGGAUACCCGCUCAAAUCGCUGGUGGUACUGUCUUGUCUUAACCAGGGCGACGCAAUAACGUACGGGAGACUGAUUCGAAACAUCCCAGCAACACUGACCUUCAACUGGAGUCCAGAGUUGGUUGCAGAGGCGCUGAUAGCGUGUGGAAGCUUGGGGAUAAAAAAGGCGGCAAUCUAUAAUAAGCUGGCUGAGUAUUUGCAAAGCAGAGUUGCGUAUUUCAAAAACGCAAACAUGGUGUGUAGAAUAUUCGAGUCACUUGCCAUGGCCAGGGUGCCUCAGUAUGGUCUGUACUACCAGACGAUAACAUUGGCUGAAAGCUUUCCAGACUGGUUACAUCUGAAGCACCUGGUGCAUAUCGCAAAAAGCUGCUCUGCACUCGGAAUGGUGGAAAAUAGAAUGUUUAAGCUGAUAACGUCAAGCCUGAGUCAAGUUUCAGAAUGCUCUGUGAAAGAACUGGUGCCGAUAAUCAAGUUGUCUUCCGAAGUGAAGCUCGGGCCGGAGGAAUCGCAGGACUUCUAUAGGUUCAUAGUGCACUUCCUGGAAAGCGUCAGGGCGAAAGAGGAAGUUGACUACGAGGAGCUGCUCGAACUCUUAGCAGGAAUGGUCUCCAUUCAGGCGAGAACCAGUGAAGUGGAGCAGUUGGCAACAAGGGUGUUAAGGGGAAGAAAAGAUGGAGUCGAUGUGGUCAAAAUACUGAGGUAUUUCGGCAUCCUCGGAAGAAUAGAGUCCAAGGAGCUAUUUCAAACUCUAGAGGAGCACGUCGACAGGAAAAUAAAGGAGUUCGACGAAUAUGACCUGUCGUCGCUGAUCUGGGACAUGGUGGCGGUGGGCUACCACCUGUAUUCGGCGACGUUGCUGAAGGUGGUCAGAAAGUUCACACAGCUCAAGCCCAAGCACUUCAACACGCACCUGCUGACGGUGGUGGCGAGUCUGGUCAGACUGAGCGGAGGAAGCGACGUGGCCUGGAAGGACUUCCUGAAAAUUGUGGACGAGUACAAGGACCUCUCGUGGUCGAGGAGCGAGGAGAACGCAGCGGCAAUCAAAUCGGUGGCGAGCGCGAUCAAGGACUCGAGGACGUUCGUGCGCCAGUUCCCCUACACCAUUGACAUAACGGCAUUGUACGGGAACGUCGACGGCACACGGGUCGGCGGGGGCAACAUGAGGGCGGAAUCGCAAGAUAAUGGAGGCAACGACGGGACGCGUGUGGUCGAAGCCACGGAGGAGGCGCGGCAACCGCGCUUUGUGGACGGAACGGGGGAUAAUCGAAACGACGUGGCUCUGUUUUACUACGACAGCGGACAGAAUCCCUUCGUGUUGCACAUCAGAGCCGAUGGCACACACGAACACCAUUUCAACUUCUACUACCAAACCAGGAGGAAAAUACUCCAGAGUAGGGGAUGGAAGGACACUUUAAUCCAGAUGUGGGUAGAUAGGUUCUACGAAAAGUACAAAUACACGACCUCGGAGAUACACCUUCCGGAGCCCGAGAAGGCUGGCGAAGAGCACGAAUGUGGAAUUGACAGGCUGGCCAGGAUCCUCCCUAAGGGCUACUUCAACAUAGACCUCUUCAGGGAGGACCCGGUGGACCUCAGGUACCUCAGACGGAAGGGCGCGAUCUUCCUGGCCCUGGGCGCCCUGGCCCUCGCGCUGAGCCUUUACAUGGUCUACCACUGCCAUAGGGCCUCCUGCAGCGACUGCCUCGAGAACCUGGACAGGUUCCCCUGCGACUCCUGCAAGUCGGCCCUGAGGGACCACACGCCCUCCCCCGAGCGCCUGGGCCUGCCGGCACCCCGCAAGCUGCUCACGUACCUGCAGCACUCGGACGUGAACACCUGCAGUCCCACCUACUGCGUGGUGAACCCGCUUUGGGGCUCCAGCACGCACUACGAGAAGUGCUACUACUCGACGCUGGCCUUCAACACGUUCCUCUGGUUCCUGGCGAUGCGGAUCGUAAAGUGGCUCGCAAUGCUCUGCUUCAAGCACUCCCUGCCCGCAGUUAUCCCCGAAGACUAG